Archocentrus centrarchus (flier cichlid) is the source of this 2391-nucleotide messenger RNA. RefSeq names its product forkhead box J2 (gene foxj2). Gene Ontology annotation, biological process: regulation of transcription by RNA polymerase II. The coding region runs from base 270 to 2108 and encodes 612 amino acids. Gene Ontology annotation, molecular function: DNA-binding transcription factor activity, RNA polymerase II-specific; RNA polymerase II cis-regulatory region sequence-specific DNA binding. The transcript has 10 exons. The record is from RefSeq and is a predicted model, not a curated record. Gene Ontology annotation, cellular component: nucleus. NCBI's taxonomy places the organism in Eukaryota, Metazoa, Chordata, Actinopteri, Cichliformes, Cichlidae.
GAGAAAAAGGAAGCUGUCGCAUAAGUUUUUUUUGUGUAUAUAUUUCUCCAAAGUUACACAAACUUUCACUAGCCGAAGGUAUGACUGCAACACUGUGGGGACCAUCAUGCUGAGGAGAUAGAUCUGAAGGGGAGGACGGACACCAGUUUGUUAGCAGUUGUGUGCAGCUGAUGACAACAUAAAAUAUUAACACUUUUGAAGGCCUUGGGCCUCAAGUGACCACAGAGAGACUCUGGACAAAGAAAAAAAAAAAAAAAAAAAACUGAAAAAUGUCCUCUGACUUGGACUCCAGUCUUACCAGUAUUGACUGGUUGCCCCAGCUGGGAAUUAGCAGCCUGCGUUCUGGGAAAGAGAGAGGAGGAGGAGGGGAGAGGGACAAGAAGAAAGACAGAGUGAGAGAGAGAGGAGACUUCAUACCCUCAGUGCCGGACCCCUCCCCUUCUAACUGUAAAGGGAAACCCCCUCACAGCUAUGCCACUUUGAUUGCCAUGGCAAUAGCAGCUGCACCUGAGAAGAAACUGAGUUUAAAUGACAUUUACACCUGGAUCAGUGACACUUUCCCCUACUACAGCCGGGCGGGCCGCGGAUGGAAAAACUCCAUUCGACACAAUCUGUCUCUUAAUAAAUGCUUCAGGAAAGUUCCUCGACCACAGAACGAUCCUGGCAAGGGUUCCUAUUGGACAAUGGAUGGAUCUUCAGAGGCACAUCAAAUGAGGGCACUCAAACGUCCCUAUCCCGAGGAGGACGAGGAGACAGAGGAUGUUCCUCAACUACAGGAGCCAAAAGCAGAGAGAGGGCCCUCUCCUCAUCAGCCACAACCAGCUCCCCACACAGACCAACAACUCUUUAACUCAGAGCCACUUGGAGUCGUCCAGCAGCAGUCACCUCAGCCUGCCUCCCUCUCUCCUCCCCCAUGCAAACAACCAUCACCCUACAUGCCCACCUCUGUCUCUAGCCUCCCUGUUCCUCAUCCAUCCAUCUCGCCAUCAGCUGUGCUCCCGCCUGCAGCCCCUAUGCCAUCCAUCACUUUUUUCCCUCCUUCGCACAUACCUGGCUCCACUUUUUCCAUCCCCCCUGCUUCCGCUAUACCUCUGGCUGCUGCCAACAUGUCUACAGCUUCUCCAGCUGCUCCCUCUUUCUCUGAUGCUGCGCUGUCUUUUCCUGUAACUUCAGGCCCCAUGUCUGUUCCUGCUUUCUCCUGCGCACCUGACUCGACAGCAGUGCCUGUUUGCACCAUGUCGGGACCCAAUCACUCUUCCGAAGUGACCGUCCCUUCAUCAGCUGCCGGCCCUCCUGUUGUUUCAAUAAAAUCCCCUACUGAUCCUCCGCUGCGUUUCACCUUCGACGAGCUCAACUUACCCGAUCUGUAUGCGUCUUUCAAGUCUCUCUUCAGGACAGUGCGUGAGAGGGGAGGCUCACAGUCGGACAUAACUCCCCUGUCUCUCCCAAAUAAUGACACAACCCCACUUCACACUCCAACUCUCCUACCCAUGUCCCCCCAUCCUUCAUCUGCACCAGCUACACAUCCUGCCGAAACAGAGCGCAUUUCACAAUUAACAGUGCCACCUGACUGGUUCAGUAACCCAGAUUCUCUGAAGGAGAGCUUCCGAAUUGCCAGUAACUUAGACUGGGCCACCAUAGACCUCACUGGUCACCCAGACCUGCUGCAGAGCAUGCGGCAGGCAGAGCUCUGCGACUGGGCCCUGGACCCAGCCAUCUUCACCUCCCUCUGUGACUCUCUGAACCGCUUCUUCACUCAGAAAGGCAUGAUCAGCUCUGGGAAUAACUCCCCAGUAGCCCCUGGUGCUCCUCAUCCCCUACCACCCUUCAUCUCCAACCCACCUCCUACUCUCUCCAGCCUCACUCAGCCCUCACCCCUUCCGUACUCUCCAGUAGCUCCCCCUGCCAAUGGCGCACAGCCACCCCGGAGGGCUCUGCCUAUGCAGGGACCAGGUCUUCAGAGACCACAGCUAGCACAGCCUGCAAACACAGCUGCUGGGAUUCAUCCUCAGUCGAUGACGGCACGACAGCGUCCCCCUAUAAAGAAUCUGCACAGCAACAGCGAGGAGAUCCAGGACGACUUCGACUGGGAUUCUCUGAUUGUUUGACAUUCACGCUGUGUGUGAAAAUCCAAAAAUGUUUCAAGGAAAAUACUCUACUCUUUGCAGACGCUGUCUCACUGUUGUACAUGUUAAAGCUUCUCUGAGAGCAAGUCUGGGAUCAAGUUUGUCAUAUAUGACUGAAUCCUUUAAUUCAAGGUUCAAAUAGUUAUUUUUUUUCAAUAUUACUCUAAGUCAUAUGCUGUAAUACUGUUUGUUUAGCAUAUCUUAUAUAGGUAGUUGGCAGGGUGGUGUCUGUCAGUUGGAUUGUAAAAUAUAGUACUGUGCAAAA